Molecule: messenger RNA, 1311 nt
Organism: Arabidopsis arenosa
Lineage: Eukaryota; Viridiplantae; Streptophyta; Magnoliopsida; Brassicales; Brassicaceae
Source: the annotation of a GenBank genome assembly
AACCACAAACUCUCACCGCUUCACCAACUCUCUCCUCUCCCGGAAAAACCCAUCUCCGUCGUCUCCACCAUACAACUUCCGAUCAAGAUUCAAAUACUCAAUGGCUUUAAUCAUCUCACUCCCCAUAGGAACACCACCACAAGCUCAACAAAUGGUUCUUGAUACUGGAAGCCAACUUUCUUGGAUUCAAUGUCAUCGUAAAAAGCUUCCUCCAAAACCUAAAACAUCAUUUGAUCCAUCUCUUUCUUCUUCUUUCUCUACUUUACCUUGCUCUCAUCCUCUUUGUAAACCUAGAAUUCCCGAUUUUACCCUUCCUACUUCUUGUGACUCGAACCGGUUAUGUCAUUACUCUUACUUCUACGCUGAUGGAACUUUCGCUGAGGGUAAUCUCGUCAAAGAAAAAAUCACUUUCUCAAAUACCGAAAUUACCCCUCCUUUGAUUCUUGGUUGCGCUACUGAGUCUUCUGAUGAUAGGGGUAUUUUGGGAAUGAAUCGUGGUCGUCUCUCUUUUGUUUCUCAAGCUAAGAUUUCGAAGUUCUCUUAUUGUAUCCCUCCUAAAUCAAACCGGCCCGGUUUUACACCAACCGGUUCGUUUUACCUCGGAGAUAACCCGAAUUCUAAAGGAUUCAAAUACGUUUCUUUGUUGACUUUUCCUGAAAGUCAACGAAUGCCGAAUCUUGAUCCUCUGGCUUACACUGUACCGAUGAUUGGCAUUAGAUUUGGUUUAAAGAAGCUUAACAUUUCCGGUUCGGUUUUUAGACCAGAUGCAGGUGGGUCGGGUCAAACAAUGGUUGAUUCAGGAUCCGAGUUUACUCAUUUAGUAGACGCAGCUUAUGAUAAAGUGAGAGAAGAGAUAGUGACACGUGUAGGACGAAGAUUAAAGAAAGGUUACGUGUACGGUGGAACAGCUGACAUGUGUUUCGAUGGAAACGUGGCAAUGAUCCAACGGUUGAUAGGAGAUCUUGUGUUUCAGUUCACUAGAGGAGUUGAGAUACUUGUUCCUAAAGAGAGGGUUUUGGUCAACGUAGGAGGUGGGAUUCACUGUGUUGGAAUCGGACGGUCGAGUAUGCUUGGAGCAGCUAGUAAUAUAAUCGGGAACGUUCAUCAACAAAAUCUUUGGGUUGAGUUUGAUGUGACCAAUAGAAGAGUUGGUUUCGCUAGAGCUGAUUGUAGCAGAGUACUGUGAGGAAAUGGGUUAUGAUCAGCUACGGUUACGAGCAGGGUCUUAUGGUGGACUCGGUACAUAGUUAAUAUCAGUUUUGAAUGAGGCUCUGAACAAUAUGUCCUACAAAAUAAUUAAAAGUGUUCACG